This is a messenger RNA of Ochlerotatus camptorhynchus, 1713 nucleotides long. RefSeq names its product Nedd8-activating enzyme E1 regulatory subunit APP-BP1 (gene APP-BP1). The record is from RefSeq and is a predicted model, not a curated record. Gene Ontology annotation, cellular component: cytoplasm. Gene Ontology annotation, biological process: protein neddylation. Bases 92 to 1660 code for a protein of 522 amino acids. Gene Ontology annotation, molecular function: NEDD8 activating enzyme activity. Lineage: Eukaryota; Metazoa; Arthropoda; Insecta; Diptera; Culicidae. The transcript is spliced from 3 exons.
AUCUGAAAGAGUGUUUUUUCGUCCGGAAAAUUUUCCGGAUCCUUGUUGCGUGAACGUUUUUCCUCUAUACAUCCAGAAGUGCAGCUCAGGAAUGUCUUCACCUGCACCGAAAUCGCCGGAACUGUCGGACAAAAGCCGUAAGUACGACCGUCAGAUUAGACUGUGGGGCGAACACGGUCAAUCGCUGCUGGAAAAUGCACAAAUUUGCCUGAUCAAUGCGACGGCUCUGGGGACGGAAAUCCUCAAGGGUGUGGUCUUGCCCGGCGUCGGAGGGUUUACCAUCGUCGACAGCGGCAUCGUCACGGAGGAGGACAUCGGAUGCAACUUCUUUCUGGAUUCGGCUUCCCUCGGUCAAUCGAGGGCCAAAAGCAGCAUGCAACUGCUGCAGGAACUGAAUCCCGACGUGAACGGGGACUACGUGGACGAGAAUGUGGACCAGCUGAUGGAUUCGCAGGCGGAUUUCUUCAAGAACUUCGAUGUGGUUGUGGCAACGGCCGUGAACGAGCGGACAGUCUCGCGGCUGUCGAGUUUGCUCUGGGACCAGCACAUUCCGUUGGUCGUGUGCCGAUCGGUUGGAUUCUACGGCGUGGCAAGGCUGCAGGUCAAGGAGCACUGUGUGAUUGAAUCACACCCGGACAGUCGCCAGAGCGAUCUCCGGCUGGAGCAUCCGUUCGAGGCACUGAAGAAGCAUAUGGCCGAAACGCAGCUAACUACAAAGGUACCUUGGCUAGUGGUGAUGUACAAGAGCCUGCAGGAAUGGGUUGAGAACCACGGAGGACAGUAUCCAGCGAAUUAUAAGGAGAAGUCCGAACUAAGGGAACUGAUCCGCAGGAAGAUGACGGCAGAUGAGGAGAAUUACGAGGAAGCAAUCAAAGCAGUUAAUUCCAGCUUCGGAGGUGGAAAGCCGGGUUCGUCGAUCAGUGAAAUCCUGUCCGAUGAUAGCUGUGCAAACGUAAGGAAAGAGAGCAAUGCCUUCUGGAUUUUGGCUCGUGCCUUGAGGGACUUUGUUGAGAACGAAGGCAAUGGGCUGCUGCCGCUACCGGGAGUCCUACCGGACAUGACUGCAGAUACCAACUCGUACAUAAACCUGCAGAACGUCUACCGCUCGCAAGCUGCUCACGACGCCGAAAUUGUGUAUCGCCGGGCUCGCCAGUUGCUGAAGGAGUUGAACAAGCCGAACGAUUUCAUCACCGAGAAAGAUGUCCGUCUAUUCUGCCGGGAAGCGGCCAACCUGGCCAUCGUUCGUGGAUCGAAAAUUUCCGACGAGUACGAUAAGGCGUAUAAGGCAUCGCAAAUUUCGUCCGCUUUGGAAACGCCCAACUCCUUGAUGGCUCACUACGUGACUCUCCGGGCGGUGGACAAGUUUCAGGCCGAGCACGGUUACCUGCCUGGCGAGUGUCAGGUAGAGGGCGACACCUCCCGAAUCAAGAGCAUUGCCGCGAAGAUGAUCAACGAAUGGGGCAUCAACACUCCGAUUAGCGACGAUCUGGCCCACGAAAUCUGUCGCUAUGGAGGUGCGGAAAUUCACAGCAUUUCGGCGUUCUUCGGAGGGUGCAUUGCCCAUGAACUGAUAAAGCUCAUCACCAAGCAGUAUAAACCGUUCGAUAAUACGAUUGUCUACGAUGGAACAACUUCGCAAACGGAGACUUUCAAGCUGUAGAGUGAUUAGUUGGCGUGAUGGUAAGAUAUCUUGAGUCGUACUUUUUGGUUAAA